Molecule: messenger RNA, 1728 nt
Organism: Helianthus annuus (common sunflower)
Lineage: Eukaryota; Viridiplantae; Streptophyta; Magnoliopsida; Asterales; Asteraceae
Product: pentatricopeptide repeat-containing protein At3g06430, chloroplastic
Exons: 2
Coding region: 40-1470 (476 amino acids)
Molecular function (GO): mRNA binding; protein binding
Source: RefSeq, a predicted model, not a curated record
AAGAAAAGAAAGAAAGAAAGAAAGAGUUGAAAGGAAAGGAUGUCGUCUUCAGCUGCGGCGGCGGCGUGGUCUCUUUGGUUCUCGUCUUCUUCUUCGCUGGACAAUGCGCGGCAUCGCAUCUUGAGGUCUCCUAGGUUCCAAGUGCGAUGUGCAGUGGCUGAACCAAUGAAGAAGAAGAAAGUAUGGAAGCAGGGGGAGUACCCCGGAGACGUUUCCAGCUUUGAUAGGAACCAGAGACGAACACCAAUUAAGAACAUUAAGAAGAAGCUGGAUCGUAAGAGUAACCUCAAUCCCUGGGUGAAUACUGUUACUCAGGCGCUAUCUGAGGCCAUCGACACAAAGCACUGGUUAACAGCCCUAGAGAUAUUCAAGAUGCUGAAGGAACAGCCAUUUUAUCAACCGAAAGAAGGAAGUUAUAUGAAGCUGAUUGUUCUAGUGGGGAGAUGUGGGCAACCCCAACACGCUCGGAAUCUUUUUAACUCGAUGAUUGAAGAGGGACUGGAACCGACCGCACAAAUCUACACGGCACUGCUUGCUGCUUACUGUCGAAGCAAUCUCAUUGACGAGGCGUUCAAAGUUCUUGAGCAAAUGAAGAAGCUUCCUUUAUGCCAACCCGAUGUUUAUACUUUCAGUAUCCUCAUCAAGGCCUGUGUUGAUGCUUCACGAUUCGAUCUUGUUAAAUCUCUUUACCAAGAAAUGGCUGAGAGAUGUAUAACUCCAAAUACAGUCACCCAAAAUACGGUUCUUGCGGGAUAUGGUAAGGCGGGCGAGUUUGAUUUAAUGGAGAAAGUGCUUCUCGGAAUGCUUGAUAGCACAUCAUCGAAACCAGAUGUAUGGACCAUGAACACAAUUCUUAGCUUGUUUGGCAACAUGGGUCAGGUUGAAACCAUGGAACGAUGGUAUGAAAAGUUCAGAAACUUUGGAAUCGAGCCUGAAACGCGCACGUUUAACAUCUUAAUAGGCGCAUAUGGGAAGAAAAAGAUGUAUGAUAAAAUGUCGACGGUCAUGGAAUACAUGAGAAAGCUUUCUUUUCCAUGGACCACAUCUACCUACAACAAUGUGAUUGAGGCGUUUUCAGAUGUGGGUGAUGCAAAGAACAUGGAGUACACCUUUGACCAGAUGAGAGCCGAGGGUAUGAGAGCGGACACCAAGACGUUGUGUUGUUUGAUCAGAGGGUAUGCAAAUGCAGGCCUCUUUCAUAAGGUGAUAAGCAUGGUGGAAUUAGCUGGGAAAUUGGGGAUACCGGAGAAUACAUCGUUCCAUAAUGCAGUGCUUUACGCGUGUGCCAAGGCGGAUGAUCUGAUGGAAAUGGAGAGAGUUUACAGGAGGAUGAAGGAUAAGCAGCAGUGUAGGGCUGAUGCAACCACUUUUGCCAUUAUGAUUGAAGCUUAUAAGAAGGAAGGUAUGAAUGACAAAGUGUUCGAUUUGGAACAGGAACAGGAACAAGAAACGAUUUUGAAGCUUACCUAGUAUUUACUCCUGCUUUUAUAUCAUAGAGCUUAGAUCCGGCUUGGUUAAUCGGUGGGUGUGUUUUAAGCGUUGGCAUGCUGUAUGUUUACAUCUCUUAUGUAUAUAGUCUUGCUUUUGCUUUUGCUUUUGCUUUUGCUUUUUGUUUAGUUAUAUUCACCUGCAGGAUCGAUCUCUUUUGGGUUCAAACCAAACCAAAACCGAACGGUUUCGGAUUUCCGUUUUACGUAUGCAUGCUUAGGCUACAGCUGGAUUUUCCUU